This is a messenger RNA of Tetranychus urticae (two-spotted spider mite), 2000 nucleotides long. RefSeq names its product serine/threonine-protein kinase stk11-like. Gene Ontology annotation, biological process: protein phosphorylation; signal transduction. The record is from RefSeq and is a predicted model, not a curated record. Gene Ontology annotation, molecular function: ATP binding; protein serine/threonine kinase activity. NCBI's taxonomy places the organism in Eukaryota, Metazoa, Arthropoda, Arachnida, Trombidiformes, Tetranychidae.
UCUCAUAAUAGUGCAUCUGAGUCAAUUAAUGUAAAGUUGAGCGUCUUUGCAAAGGAUAAUUUAAACAACAAUAAGGAACAAAAAUUGCUUACUCAAUCACAGUAUAUUUAAGAAUACGAGAAAAGUUUCAGGAUUAAUUUCUGCCGGACUAUUUAAAAUGAGUGACAUAGAUUCAAGUGGUUCUGGCUCAUUUGAGUUAAGUGAGAUGGAUGUUAUAGAUCUUGGCGAAUUUUCCUGGAACCAGCGACUACGUCCAAAGCCUAAACUACAUGGUAAAUAUUUACUUGGUGACAUUUUGGGUCAAGGAACAUUUGCCAAAGUCUAUGAAGUGUUAGAUUUAGUCACAUUGGAGCGACAAGCAGUUAAAAUAUAUGAUUUACAAAAGAUUGAUCGUAAAUUCAACCGUGAUGAAAUGAUCGCAAUGGUUAAUCAAGAGAUUAAUUUAUUAACGGGUUGUAACCAUCCAAAUGUGAUCAAAUUGAUAGAUGUACAUCGCCGUAGAAAAAAUCAUGAGGAAUUGGCAAAAAAGGAAAAAGAAGCAGUUAAUCAAAAAUCAGCAAAGGAAAAUGAAUCAAGCAAUCAACAACAAAGUGAAACUAGAAGAAGAUUAAAAAAGAGUAAAAUUUGGGUCUAUAUGGAGUAUUGUAUGGCCUCAGUGGCCGAAUUAAUGCAACUUGCUAAUCCAAGUCAAGUUAAAAAGUUGCCUCGGAAACAAGCUCGUCGUUAUUUUACUGGUUUGUUGAGCGGUUUAGAUUAUCUCCAUUCCAAGGGAAUCUUUCAUAAAGACAUAAAACCAGACAAUAUGUUGAUUAAUGUUUUCGAUACAAUUAAGUUGACGGAUCUAAGUGUUAGCUAUGUUGUUGAUAUAUUUACUCAAUCGGAUAUCUGCUUCAAUACAUAUGGAACUAUUGCCUAUCAAUCUCCAGAAGUGAUCAAUUCAACUGAUGCUGGUUUCUCUGCCUCUGCUUUAGAUAUCUGGUCAGCCGGAGUUACUCUCUAUGUCAUGGUAACUGGAAAAUUGCCUUUCUCAUCAAAAUCAGGUUUCAUCGCUAUGACUGAAUCCAUUUUAGCAGAUAACCCACAAGCUGAUGAUAUACUAAAAAUCGAUCCAUGCUUAUCUAAUUUGAUUCAUUCUAUGUUGGAUAAAGAUCCAGUUCGGCGAAUUAAAUUGUAUCAAGUACUAAAUCAUCCUUGGUUUCUUAUUAAUUUAAUGGGAGAUAGUCCUAAGAUUAAUAUUCCUCCCAGAUAUGCUAAUGGAGACCAAUAUCGAAGCUUAACAAUCACAUCUCAUCUUCAUGAACUACAUUACCCUCUGCCAAAUGAUCAAAACAUUGUGCGAGUGUCAGAAUCUUCAGCUGAAGAAUUCAAUGCUAAAAGAAAAAUACCAAUUGUCAGAUCUAAUCGUUCACCAACACGCCAUCGUAAAAAUAAAAGACGCCCGAGCUUUAUUGAGAAAGUAACCUCUGGUCAAAUCGGGCGCCUUCUUGGAGCAAUAGGAUUAAAAGCUGAUUCUUUUAAUGUUUGUGAUUUAGCUACUAGAAUCAAGUCGAAGGUUGAUUCAAGCACAAAUGACUCUGAUUUAUCAACCAAUCAAUCAGAAAGUGAAGAGCGAUAGAACGCUAAUCAUUAAACUGUAAAACUGAUCGCAAAUACAUCGUUCUAAUUGACAAACAAACAUGUUACAGAUGAGAAAAUUUCCUGAAGUGUUGAAUGUUAGAUUAAGAUUAGAAAGUGUCAAGUUUUUGAUCUAUUUUCAACUGGAAUGGCCCUUCAAUUGAAAUUUAUCCAAGCUUUUAUCCUAAAAUUCUUAAAUUAAAUUUCAAUCCGCUUCUACAACUUUAAGCUAGCCUUAAAUGUAAAUCAUGGCUUCAAAAAAUGUACAUUUGUAAUUUAACUUUGCAACAAUUGUUUUUUAUUAAUAUUUUUGUGAUAAAGCAACAUAAUAAAAUUUCGUGAUAAUCAUUUGUAACAAAAAUAAUGAAAUUCACUUUUUGACCUUA